Molecule: messenger RNA, 1436 nt
Organism: Myotis brandtii (Brandt's bat)
Lineage: Eukaryota; Metazoa; Chordata; Mammalia; Chiroptera; Vespertilionidae
Gene: UBE2G2
Product: ubiquitin-conjugating enzyme E2G 2
Exons: 5
Coding region: 38-517 (159 amino acids)
Cellular component (GO): endoplasmic reticulum; cytosol
Source: RefSeq, a predicted model, not a curated record
UGUUAAAAUGCCAACGUAAUAUUCAUUCUGUUUCAUUAUGGUGUUACUUUUUAAUUUUAUAGAAUUAACACUGAAUCCUCCGGAAGGAAUUGUGGCAGGCCCCAUGAAUGAAGAGAAUUUUUUUGAAUGGGAGGCAUUGAUCAUGGGCCCAGAAGACACUUGCUUUGAGUUUGGUGUUUUUCCUGCCAUCCUGAGUUUCCCGCUUGAUUACCCAUUAAGUCCCCCAAAGAUGAGAUUUACCUGUGAGAUGUUUCAUCCCAACAUCUAUCCUGAUGGGAGAGUCUGCAUUUCCAUCCUCCAUGCUCCGGGCGACGACCCCAUGGGCUACGAGAGCAGUGCCGAGAGGUGGAGCCCCGUGCAGAGCGUGGAGAAGAUCCUCCUGUCGGUGGUGAGCAUGCUGGCAGAGCCCAACGACGAAAGUGGAGCUAACGUGGAUGCUUCCAAAAUGUGGCGGGAUGACCGAGAGCAGUUUUACAAGAUCGCCAAGCAGAUCGUGCAGAAGUCUCUGGGGCUCUAAGGCCUUGCCCGUGUGUGUGCACACGCACCACCAGGCAGUCUCCAGUGUUUCUCUUCCAGGACACUGAGCGACAGUGACACUCUGUGCUGGUACCAAAAAAGGAAAGCUUGUAGAACUGCAGCUCUGGUCUUCUUUUCCACCCCUCCCACCCCAAACGGGCUUCUCUUCUGAAAUUACAAUUCAUAUAGGAUAAUGACAGUUGGAUGCAGCUUUAGAGUGUUCCAGCAAGGUGGUUCAGGUAGAUUGUCAAAGCUGUCACCACUACCUCUCCUAGCUGAAGCGCCUGCGAACCCUAGUAGCUUCCCUUCCCUCCUGAGUGCUGAGGGGGUCUGUGCUGGCCUCAGGACUGGAGCCAAGGCAAAGGGCAGGGCUGGGCGUCUGUGGUCCCUCUGGCUCCUGUGUGCCCCAUGAGCAGUGCGCAGCUGUUUCAAUGUGUUGUAUUUUACAAGCAGGUGUUUUUGUUACCUAGUUACAUCUUCUUCAUUUGUUGUGAAUUCAAACUAUCACACUUAGUAAUACUUUGAGGAAAUAAAUACUUUUUAAAAUGUGGAUGACUGAACAUUGGGGCACAUGGAGAAGCUCACUGCUACCACACAGACCAUUGAUCUUUUCUGAUCACAUUUAUCAAAGAUGACAGUCAUGUCUCAGUUACUAAUACAGGAAAAUAUGAGGCUGAAAGUUUUAGUCACAGUUUCUUCUGGAUCUAUAGGAGUUUAUCUUUUCCAGUCUCAAAACCAGGGAGUUCUAGGCUUUUGCACAUUGUGAUUGCAGCAGGAACUUUGACUUAUUGGGACAAAAUUAUUCUUUGCAACUUGGAAGGGAUCUUUUGUUAGCGCAGAGCAGAGGCGUGCCUUAUCUCCAAACUUGACCUGCGCUCACUUGUGGAAGUGUGGCACGCGGGGUCCUGGGCCCCAGUGGA